Molecule: messenger RNA, 445 nt
Organism: Aspergillus ochraceoroseus IBT 24754
Lineage: Eukaryota; Fungi; Ascomycota; Eurotiomycetes; Eurotiales; Aspergillaceae
Product: succinate dehydrogenase assembly factor 3
Exons: 3
Coding region: 1-375 (124 amino acids)
Biological process (GO): succinate metabolic process; mitochondrial respiratory chain complex II assembly
Cellular component (GO): mitochondrial intermembrane space; mitochondrion
Source: RefSeq, a predicted model, not a curated record
AUGAGGAUCCUGACCCGCCUCCUCAUGGCCUCCCCAGCCUCCAUCGGCUCCAAAUCUAGCCUCAGCGAAGCCCUCGCCCUCCUCCCGCCGCUACCGCUGUACCGCCGCGUGCUCCGCGUGCACCGCAAGAAACUCGACCCCGAGAUGCGCAUUCUCGGGGACUCGUACGUGAAGAGCGAAUUCCGGGCUCAUCGAAGCGUGGACAACCCGUUGCAUAUUAUUGGCUUCUUAACGGAGUGGCAGCUCUAUGCGCAAAAGCUGGAGGGGGAUGCGUGGAUUGGGGAGAAAUUGGAUCAAGGGAAGCUGGACAAGAUGAGUGAUCAGCAAAUUGGUCAGUUGUAUGAGUUGAUGCAGACGAUCAAGAGUAAGGAGUAGUUUUUUUUUCUUUUGCUUGCUGGAUUAUCUUGAGCGAGAUCAGUCGACAUGUCCACAUAGCUUUCACCUG